CUGCGUGUCCCACAGAUCGCACAAAACAGACGCAGCGCGCGCUCGGAGCAGCAGUACGCAGAUAUUCUCUCUUCUGCUCGAGACUACAAAGAAAACAGAAACCCAUCUGGAGAACAUUAAAAACAUCGGUGUGCACCAUGAAGUUGGUGCUUUUGGUCUCUUUGGUUGUCUUUCUCUCUGCAGAUGGAGAGUCCGUACCAGUUGAGCAGGACGUCAGGAGAGAUGACCUGCUUACCAAGUGUUUGGUACAGAUCCUUUCUACGGCAUUGUAUAAAACAGACACUACUCCACUGCUUCCAGAAUGUAAUAACAUCCUUAAGACAGGUUCAGGUCGUUCCUCAGCUGUAAAAAUGAGUGAGGAGAAAACUGUUGAAUCAUCUCAGGGGGAGCAGAUCAAACCAAGAGGAGAGUCUAAAGGCAAGGAGGAAGAUAUCAUUGAGGAUCUUCUCAAAGCUCAUGCAUACAAACGGGAAGACAUGCAUGAAGAACGAAGCCAGGAAGAAUUUCCAAGUUUUCUUAAAAGAAAUAUCCAACGUGAUGAAGCGGAUGACGAACGAAGCCAGGAAGAGUUUCCGAGUUUUGUUAAAAGACGAACCAGAGAAAAGCUUGACGAACCAGAAGAAGAACGAAGCCAGGAAGAUUUUCCGAGCAUGUACAAAAGAACCAGCAAAUAUAAAAAAGAUACAGAGUACGACAGAAGCCAAGAGGAGUUUCCUCAAAAAAGACAUUUCCCCAUCUUCCACCUCGAAAAGCGCGAUAACCCUGAUGAGGAGCGCAGUCAGGAGGACUUCCCCUCAUACCAAUACAAAAGAAGUCACCUGACAGCCAAAGAAAAGCGCGAAGAACCGGACUAUGACAGAAGCCAAGAAGACUUCCCAAGCUACAACAACAAAAGAAACCUCGAGGGGGACGAAGAGGAGGAGGAAAGCAGAGAGAAGCGCAUCUGGAAACCAUCGCACAGAUACCACUACAAGAAAAAGCACCACAAACGAAGCGAGGACUUACAGAACCAGGAUUUACAAGAUGAAGACUAUGAAAGAAGUCAAGAAGACUUCCCAAGUUACCCCCACAAAAGAAACCAUGGCACAUCCGACUUUCUGGAAAAGGAGGUGGAUGAGGACAUUGAGAAAAGAUACUGGAAACCCACGCACAGGUACCAUUAUAAGAAGCACCACAAACGCAGUGGGGACUCAUCUGAAGAUGAUUAUGAAUCAAUAAAACCGUAUGAGAGCAGAGAGGAGAAUGAAGGAGCGGACAAACGGAUCUGGAGGCCGGAGGAAGACGAGCUGAGGAAUCACCAGAGCUCUGCGGAGGAGAAGGAGAGGGAGGCGACGUUGAAGUAUCUCACUGAGAAAAAGAACGAGCUUGAAGAACGUCUACUCAACAAGGGUGACGUUUACGACAAGCGAUCGCCUUGGAUUUACAGAGGAUAUUAUCAUCCAGCCUGGUACAAGAGAAACCAGGACGAGAGCGAUCAGCAUCCCUAUCGUGAAUUAGAGGAGCUCGCCGAGACCCUUCGGUACAAAAGGAGCAUACACUCUCAGGAGUCACCUGACCAGAGGCUUCCCACACCGGAAGAGUUGAAAGAACUGGAGAAACUUGCCUCUGUGGAUCAACAGAUGAAGGAGAACCAGGCAUGAACCUUCAUCAGCAUCAUCUUUCUCCGUUGCUUGUUUUAACUUCCUAUCAGCUUGAUAUGUGUCGCCAUGGGCUACUUUAGAUAUUAAAAAGAUAGUUCAUCCAAAAAUGUCAUCAUUUGUGAAUGUCAUUGCCUUUAGGGUGAAUAGAGGGGAACUAAACUUUUUUGGGUGACUUUC
Messenger RNA from Paramisgurnus dabryanus, 1817 nucleotides. RefSeq names its product chromogranin B (gene chgb). The record is from RefSeq and is a predicted model, not a curated record. Gene Ontology annotation, cellular component: secretory granule. Lineage: Eukaryota; Metazoa; Chordata; Actinopteri; Cypriniformes; Cobitidae.